AUGGAAAAGAAAAUAGCCCGAGAAAACCUAUUUCUUCUAGAAUUUUUGGUAGAUCACGUAACUCUAUCUCCCUUCUGCGAUUGCGCAGCACCUGGUGGAGAGAAAUGCGUUGAGUUUCAGGUUUUGGAUAACGAACCCUUAUACAUAUGCGAGUCGGAUUUUCUUACCCAAGGAAAGAAGAGUUCAAAAUCAUCCAAAAGUUCAAACAAUAAAAAACCAAAGGGCUGUUAUUUCUCCAUAAACGGCCAUCGAGCAGAAUACUCUUUAGAAAGGUUUGACAUCUACGUGACGGUCUACAAAAGAAUGGUACUUGGAUGGAAACCUCAACGAGCAGAAGUUGGUAUGGCUGUUAUUUCCAUUUCGAAAAUAUUUUGUGAUCUAAUUUGUGAUAUGGCAAGUAUAAAAUGUAGAGGAACGCCAUCUCCGGUUAAAACCAUGAAAUUCGAAGGAAAUCUUGAAAAAUUGAAUGGAAAUUUUGCUGGAACAAUUGGUAUUGGUAUAAGAUUGUCUUGUGUCAAUAAAAAUUGCUAUGAUAAAAUUUGA
Messenger RNA from Psylliodes chrysocephalus, 543 nucleotides. NCBI's taxonomy places the organism in Eukaryota, Metazoa, Arthropoda, Insecta, Coleoptera, Chrysomelidae. The record is from the annotation of a GenBank genome assembly.